CAGAUGGUGUCGUGACAGAUCCUGAACCGAAGGAGGCCGCAGCCAUGAGUGGAACUGCGGCAGAGCUCACGUGCGCUCAUUGCAAAGAGGCGUUCAAAGAACCACUGCUGCUCAUGCAACACGUGCAAUCUGUGCAUUCCGUUUCUGUCGUCGAAGGAACAGCAGUCGGCAAAACAGAAGUGGAAAUUCCUGCACCGUUAGUACAGUACACGUACAUGUUCUUGCGUUUGGCGUCUGUUUUCGAUCAGGAUCCCGGGAAUAAUAACGAAGAAGGCCUGCACAUCAACGGACAUCAGCAGCAGCAGUCGCCCGCAGGGAAAGUAGUUCCCUCUUUCAAUCAGGAUUGCCUGAAGCAGGCGAAUUUCUCUGCGGAAAUUAAUCCCAACAGCUCACUCACUGAUGACAAAGCCUUCAAUAAGGAGUCGUCUUUGCUAGCGAUUCUUGGAACCAGCAACAGCAGCAGUGCUGCUGAGGGAUUCACCAGCAAAACCGAGAUUCCCAUUUCGAAAAAUUGUGGUUGA
Molecule: messenger RNA, 521 nt
Organism: Notodromas monacha
Lineage: Eukaryota; Metazoa; Arthropoda; Ostracoda; Podocopida; Cyprididae
Source: the annotation of a GenBank genome assembly